ACUAAUAUUGAGGAUAAAACAUGACAAUGCUGGUAAUUCUUCUUUCCUGCUUUACACUACUUCUAUCCAGUGUUCAUUCAGCAAACUAUAUUCAACUUGGUUGUAUGACAGAAAUCCCAGGACGGUUUUUGCGAGCCAAGGCAGGAGUGUUAAAACCAAACAGUCCAUGGCACUGUCAGCAGUUCUGUAAAGGCUAUACAUAUUUUGGGGUUGAGUAUGGCAAUCAAUGUUUCUGUGGAAAUCAGUUGAUUUUCCCUGUAACUCCAAGUACAAAAUGCACAAUGGCAUGUGAGGGGAACAGUUUAUUGGUUUGUGGUGGACCUAAUGCUAUUGAUGUUUACCAAAAAAUUCUUCAAUAAACAUACCACUAUAGUAUAUCAUCAGAGUUUCUGUGACUAACUUCAAGUGACUGUAAGAUUUUUUUCUUCAAAUAAUGAGGCAAAUAUUUAUUUUACACAAUAUCACUAAGUGUCAGUAACUUUAAAUUAUAUACCUUACCUGAUAAUGAAAUAUGCCUUUACCACUUUUAUAAUGAUAAAGUGAUCAUGUAAGAAUAUGAAAAAUAUAAAUGCAACUUAGUACAAUAUCCUACAAUAACUGUAGUUCAAUUGAAAUAAUUUCAUUGAAGAGAAUGUACAUAUUCAUUCCUUAGUCAGUGAUAUUUUUAUUUUUUCUUUAUUGUAGAAAAAUUCUACUACAGUUUUAUCAUAAACCAACAGGAGAACUGUUAUUUUUGUAAUAGAAAAUUGAGAAAAAUAAACUU
This is a messenger RNA of Saccostrea cuccullata (small rock oyster), 763 nucleotides long. RefSeq lists its product as uncharacterized. The record is from RefSeq and is a predicted model, not a curated record. The transcript has 3 exons. Gene Ontology annotation, cellular component: plasma membrane. The coding region runs from base 21 to 359 and encodes 112 amino acids. NCBI's taxonomy places the organism in Eukaryota, Metazoa, Mollusca, Bivalvia, Ostreida, Ostreidae.